CAACCCAUCUACCAUUAUAAUAUCCCUGCUGGUGUGACCGGAGUUGUUAGCAGGGUAUUUGCAAGCGACAUAGAUAUCGGAAAGAAUGCAGAGCUCUUCUACAAUAUUACUGAUGGAGAUUCGAGAUUUACAAUUGAUGAGAGUGGAUAUAUUGCGACAAAUGUGCCGUUGAAAGCUGAUGAGGUCGUAACGCUCACGAUCCAAGCGACUGAUCGAGGAUUACCUGCGCAGAUGACACAAACUCGAGUAAUCCUUACUGCUGUUGCUUUACCUCAAAGAAGUAAAGAAGCAAAAAAUCAAGCCCCUAAUUUUGGAAAGAACGAUGGCAGAAAAAUCCCCGUUUCGGAUGCUGACCAAGUUGGAUUCACCAUUGCAAAGAUUGAAGCAGUGGAUCCAGACGGGGAUCCCAUAUGGUGGAGUAUUGAGGGUGGAAAUGUGAAUGAAACAUUUGCGUUGAAACCCGACAGCGGGCUGCUUCAACUGGCUAAACCUAUUGAUAGUCUUUCUCGAAAUGUUACAUCGAUCCUCUUAACAAUUAAAAUCACUGAUGGAGAGUUGAAUGCGACCUCUGAGAUCGCUGUCGAAAUAUCACGCCUUCCCGUCACUCGACCACAAUUUUCGGCACAA
Molecule: messenger RNA, 627 nt
Organism: Strongylus vulgaris
Lineage: Eukaryota; Metazoa; Nematoda; Chromadorea; Rhabditida; Strongylidae
Source: the annotation of a GenBank genome assembly